Messenger RNA from Penicillium egyptiacum, 1008 nucleotides. The record is from the annotation of a GenBank genome assembly. Lineage: Eukaryota; Fungi; Ascomycota; Eurotiomycetes; Eurotiales; Aspergillaceae.
AUGGUCUAUCGCUCAGGGCAAUUGGUCCGGACAGCUGCCCGGACCGUCUCCUUCGUCCCUCGCCGAACAUUGACCUCGACGACCGUCCGUUACGCUUUGAACGAUGCCGAAAGCAAAAAGCCGGCCGCUUUGUUUUCUUCCUUGAAGAACAUGUUCACGGGAGGAUCCAGCCAGAAACCUAAAGUCGCCCACCGACCCUCGGCCCCUAAGAAGGAAGAAGGUGGUUUGGGAUCCUCCAUCUUCGGAUCCGACUUCACCGCACCAACAUCCGGUCCCAUGCCAUCCCGGCCAACUGGGGAACAACAAAAGGAAAAGGAAACCGUCUCCGGAAAGCUGGAGGACCGCGACCUGAGUCGCCUGCAAGUGGGACUGGGACCCGACCCCAAGGCCCAGCUGCGAUGGGAGAGGAAGAUGGCUGUCCGCGAGAUCCGGAAACGAGGCCGUGUACCGACUAAGGUGCAAAUUAAGCGCACAGAGCGCGAAUCACUUUCGAAAUCCCAUUGGUUCAAGACGUCGCUGAAGAAACUGGGUCCUCUGGCCCGCCAAAUCGCCGGCAAGAAUAUCGACGAAGCCAUCCUCCAGAUGCGCUUCAGCAACAAAAAGGCCGCCAAAGACGUGCUGGAACAUCUGGAACACGCAAAGAACGUCGCCAUUGUCCGUGCCGGCAUGGGCCUUGGGGCCUCUAACUCCGAACCAUCGAAACCCAUUACUGUCAUACUCAAGACUGGCGAGCGGCAGAAGAUUGCCAACCCCACCGACAUCUACAUUCAGCAGGCCUGGGUCAACCGUGGUCCCUAUGGAUAUGAGAUGGAUCACCGUGCCCGUGGUCAGAUCAACCGCAUGCGUCCCCCUACCACAAGUCUUUCUGUCCUGUUGAAGGAAGAGAGGACUCGUAUCCGCGAGUGGGAGGACCGUGAGGCCAAGGCCCAGCGGGAGCGCAGGUCUCAGCUCUGGACACAACUGCCGGAUCGCAAGAUCUCUGCGCAGAACCAGUACUACAGUUGGUGA